AACUCGGAAUUAAACUGUUGGGAAAAGCACCGUGGCUGAAAACUUCGAUUAAAAAAAUGGGAAAACUAACUGGCUCACCAACUUUAUCCGCGUAUCCGCUGAAGAGAUAAGGAACAACAGCGAUGGACCCUCUUGCUUUCUCCCUGGGUCGAUUUUUUCUCUGACAAUGCCGAGGGAGGAAAAUAAAAUCCCGAUUUUCUCGGAGUUCCAUUGAAAGUAAAAUUUUUACUCAUGGAGAAAGGAGCGAGAAGAAGUCGGGAGUCAUGAGCACAGGUGUAAAGAAGCCUCCAUUAGCUCCCAAACCAAAACUCCCCGUUUCAACCAAACCUCCCAUUGCCCCGAAGCCAUGUCCUCUCUCCCAGCCCUCUCCUUCCGCCCCCAAGAGGCCAAAGCCAGCAGUUGCUCCUAAACCAUGCCUACCCAGAUCCUCGGGCUCCUCAUCGCCGCCUGUUUCCCCCCCGUCGCUCAAACCAACCGAACCCAUCGGUUCGGCUCUAGAUGAGAACCUCUUCCACCUCAACUCUAAGAAUGGGAUUUUAUCUGAGACAGAGAGUCGUGAGUCGGAUUACAUCAUCUCCACCUGCUCCUGCUCCACUGGGGAGUGUCACCCUCAGGAAAACGGAGACGCAAAUGAAUCUGCAGCAGAUUUUGACAAAGAGCCGCUGCAGAACGGGGUCACCACCGGCAAAAACACAGAAGAGGAGGAGGAGACCCAUGAGAAGGCUCCAGCUGACUAUGAGAGUGAAAGAAUUAGCAAAAAGCCAAGGGAUAAACCUCAGAGGCAGAGACAUCUUGAUAGGGGCUUAGUGAACAGAGAGAGGACUGAGGAGGACUCAGACGUGCCGACUGAGGCCGAAACGGCAGAGCAGACAGCAGCCUGUGAUGUUGCAGGCAACAUCCUGACAAGCAUCCAUCCACCGGAGUCUUCUCAAGCAAAAGAACAGACGUUUCCCAUCAGCCCCCUGCCUGAUCUACCAGUCCCCGCCGCUCCCAGCAAGCCCCUCCCAGUGCCUCACCCACGGAAGUUCAAAAAGCCGACUCUGGUGAGGCAGGACGGCGUGGAGGGUCAGGAUCAGGCGACGCCGGUGGAGGAGCAGAAGAAUGAGCCUGAGCUGCAGCAAGCAGACGACUCUGAGACCCAGAGAGACUCGUGUUUGGUAGAUGUAGAGACGGACGUUCCCGUUCCGCCUCCAAGACAAACUUCCCUCUCUCCAAGGCUGCACAGAGCUGUCCGCUGUUUGCUCAACAAAAACACCUCUCACUCCUUAGACCUGCUGUCCCACCCCGACUCCGAGGGCCACGGUAAGGAGGCUCAGCAAGACAAUGAGGAGGAGGAGGACGGGUACGGCGACUUCGAGCGGUACCCGAUCUCCCACAGCCUCCCCAAACAGAUCAAACUGGGCUGUCACCGGAAAGCUCUGUCUGCCGAGGAUCAGCAGUCGCCGCGGGCACCGCCGAGGAAACCUCAGAGACACAGCCUGCCAGCCCCACCGCCACCCUCCGUCUGCCCUCCUGCGCCCCCGCAUGCCAGCACCCCCAUGAGGGAUCUGCCGCCGCCUCCUCAGGAGAAAACCGCCUGGCGCUUCUCGCGGCCUUCCGUCACCUUCUUCAGCCGUCAGAUUCCCACCAGGAGCAGCGUGCCGCCCAAAAGCCGAGCACUGGCGCUGGGGGGCAAGCAGAGGGCGCAGUCCUUCUCCGCAGCCGACCUGGCAACCCGGGCCGGCUCGUCCCAGAAGAGGAGCCUCUCUUUCCGUAAGCUGCUGGAGCUGCGGCUGAAUGUGAAGAUGCUGCCAAAGCUGCUGGCCAAAGGGGGGCAGUCCCUGGACUGCACCAGCAUGGACAAAAGCCUGGGGCGGCCCAGCAGCUGCAUCGAGGACCCCGACAUCCACAGGGAGGAUGUGGAGUACGAGAACGUGCCGCUGUACGAGGAGAUCCCGGAGUAUAUGAACCUGCCGUUCCACGGAGCGAGGCUGGGCUGGCCGCACGACCCCGAUGGAGGCGACGCCAACAUCUACGAGGUGCAGGACCCCUUCCACAGAUGCAGCGAGCACGAAUACGAGAGGUGGGUUCAGACUACAGCACGCGCUCUUAGGUUGCUCGACUUUCGGGAUGCUGUUGCUAAGGCAACGCGUCAGAACGGGAAGCCGGUGGUGGACGAGCGGAUCCUGAGUCAGAUUCUGUACUACCUGCCGCAGCUGUACCAGCUGAACAAAGACCUGCUGCGAGAGCUGGAGGACAGGGUGGCACACUGGAGCGACCACCAGAGAUUGUCGGACAUUUUUGUCCAGAAAGGUCCCUAUCUGAAGAUGUAUUCCACCUACAUCCGCCAGUUUGACAACAAUGUAGCUCUGCUGGACGAGCAGUGCAGGAAGAACCCUGCAUUCGCAGCUGUCGUCCGGGAAUUUGAGAUGAGUCCGCGAUGCGCCAGCCUGGCUCUGAAACACUAUCUUCUGAAACCAGUGCAGAGGAUCCCUCAGUACCAGCUGCUGCUCACAGAUUAUCUGAAGAACCUCCCUGAAGACUCUGAGGACUAUAAAGACACACAGACUGCACUCAGCGUCGUGAAGGAAGUAGCCAAUCAUGCGAAUGACAUCAUGAAACAAGGGGAUAAUUUUCAGAAGCUGAUGCAGAUUCAGUACAGCCUCAACGGCCAGCAUGAGAUCGUCCAGCCAGGCAGGGUGUUCCUGAAGGAGGGGACGCUCAUGAAGCUGUCCAGGAAAGUCAUGCAGCCGAGAAUGUUUUUUCUGUUUAAUGAUGCACUCAUGUACACCACUCCGGUCCAGUCUGCCCAGUAUAAACUCAACAGUGUUCUGUCGCUGGCUGGAAUGAAGGUCAGCAAGCCGAGCCAGGAGGCCUAUCAGAACGAGCUGAACAUCGAAAGCGUUGAGCGCUCCUUCAUCCUGUCUGCCAGCUCGGCUAAAGAGCGAGACGAGUGGCUGGAGGCCAUCGGGAAGGCCAUCGAAGAUUACACGAAGAAGAAAAUAACCUUCAUAUCCAGCCGCAGUCAGGAAGAGGCAGAAUGUGUCGUCGACAGCGGCGCCCCGUUAGGCUCAAAAGCUCCAAUCUGGAUCCCAGACCUGAGAGCCACCAUGUGCAUGAUCUGCACCUGCGAGUUCACUCUCACCUGGAGGAGGCAUCACUGCCGGGCCUGCGGAAAGGUGGUGUGUCAGGCCUGCUCCACCAAUAAGUACUAUCUGGAGUACUUGAAGAACCAACCGGCUCGCGUGUGUGACCACUGCUUCGCCAAGCUUCAGGAAAACAGCGACCGCUGUGCUUCGUCAUCAACAUCUCCCAUUAAAUCUGGAGCGUUUUCCUUCACUAGAAAACAGAAGAAGAUUCCAGCUGCGCUAAAGGAGGUGUCCGCCAACACAGAAAACUCCUCCAUGAGCGGCUACUUGCACCGAUCCAAAGGCAACAAGAAGCAGUGGAAGAGGCUGUGGUUCGUCAUAAAGAACAAAGUUCUGUACACCUACGCUGCUAGCGAGGACGUGGCGGCUCUGGAGAGCCAACCGCUGCUGGGAUUCUUCCUGAGGGAGGAGAAGAACGGGCCGGCUCAGAAGCUGCAGUUCAAGCUGUAUCACAAAAACACGCUGUUCUACAUCUUCAAGGCUGACGACAUUCCCACGGCGCAGAGAUGGAUCGAAGCCUUCCAAGAGGCGAUGAUUCUGGAGCAGUAGAUUCUCGGAUCCAUCCGGACGGAUUACAAACCGCACACUUAAACAUUUCAGACAAACAGCCGGCCUCUGACGCUCGGCCGUGCCGACUCGGGUCGGGUUCUGAGCGAGUCGCGGCUGCAGAUCAACAGUCAAGUCCAGAAGCACGUGUGAGGAAGUUUAACCAAAGUGUGCGGAGAAAUCUUCAGAAGUCUAAAGUCUGGGAAUGAAUUUCAAAAUGCUUUGAGAUGAAGGAAUCACGACAAGCACUCGCUGACAAAAACACAGCUGAGCACCCAGAUGGAGAUUAGGUUAAAGCAGGCGGUGCAAGGGUGAAAGGUCAUCCAACUGAGACUAACUGGACACAAAAUAGGAAACGGUCAGGAACAGCAAAGGCAGCUAAAAUGACAAAAAUAUAUUUAAA
Poecilia reticulata (guppy) is the source of this 4077-nucleotide messenger RNA. The record is from RefSeq and is a predicted model, not a curated record. Lineage: Eukaryota; Metazoa; Chordata; Actinopteri; Cyprinodontiformes; Poeciliidae.